Molecule: messenger RNA, 3650 nt
Organism: Temnothorax curvispinosus
Lineage: Eukaryota; Metazoa; Arthropoda; Insecta; Hymenoptera; Formicidae
Gene: Osi23
Exons: 4
Coding region: 249-1097 (282 amino acids)
Source: RefSeq, a predicted model, not a curated record
AAUUAUCAUUGAAAUACUUUUUCUGCGACGGAAAUCGAUUAAUUAUAUCCAUCAUCGGGAAGAAAAUAGUAAUAUCCGGGUGAUCAUAUAGUAGGCAUUAACAUAGUUUUUGCCAACGAUUGCGGAGAAUGGUCGGUCGAGCGUUAAGUCCGGCCGCCUUUUGACCGCUACCUUGAUGCCCUUCGAUGACUCGUAAUGACUACCUGCACGGCAUCAUAGUCUAUUUUCUGCACGUAUAAGUGUACGCAAUGCACUACCCGCACGACCGUCUUUCGCAGUGCACCGCGACGUGUCCGUUCGUGAAGAGGUCUCCGGAGGAGUGCAGAUUUUUCCAGAUGCACCCUCGUGCUUUCCAUGUCCUUGCCCUCACACUGACUGCGGUCGUAAGGGCCGGCUGUGACGAUAAAACAAAAUGGUACUCUGGAUUACGGUCCAUAAUCAAGAAUUGCCCAUCGCUGUCCCAGAAUAGCUCCGACCAGGAUGAAUUAUUGGAUAUUUUUAGAAAAUGUGUGCAGCAGAGAGCUAUCGACACCUUAGAUACCCUCCUCGACGACGAUGUUAUUACGAUAUACGACGGAGUCGAUUUAAUACGACUUCGUCCAAACGAUGAAAACAAUACGGAGUAUAAAGAUAAUUUCGAUGGGUCGGAAGAGGAGGACAUCAGCUGGUCGGCGAUCAUUUGGAAUCGAAUGACACGCGUCCUACGGACUCACGCUUUCAAAAUUGACGUCGAUCAUAUAUUUAAUACAGCUGCUAAAGCAUCCGCGCGAAAUUCGGACAAUAAUGUCGUUCAAGGUCGAAAACGCCAACGUCGUAGAAAUUACAUGUUCCCGUUGAUGAUGAUGGGCCUGCUAUUGAUGGGUUCGAUCCUAGUGCCGAUGGGUUUUCAAUUCCUCGCGGUGUUGGGCGGUAAGGCUCUGAUUCUCGCCAAAAUGGCCCUUAUACUGUCUAGCAUACAAGGCCUGAAAAAGAUAGCCACCAGUGGCGUCAAUUAUGGAUUAUACCAUCAUGUCCCGGACGCUUGGCAUGACAGGAGUCAUCAGGUGUUUGAGGAAGAACAUUAUCCGGUAUACUCCGGUAUACCUCCGCGUCCUUAAGUCUUCGCCUUAGUUCUUAGUGGAACGUUUCAAGUACAAGUCAUUUAGGAAAGUUCCAACGCGACGCGCAUUGUACUUUCAUCGAUAUAAAUAUAAGCGGCAAAACGAGACAGCACAAUCGGGAUUGUUUCCUGAAGUUGAAUUAUUCAUGGCAUUGCUCUUGAAUUUUAUUAAUGAUCACGUAUAGCGAUUUGCUGCUCUGUUUUUCCUUCGAGACGUUUUACUCAUCGCCCUACAUUUUACCGUAAGCUGUUUGAUCAUGCAAAGCGGUUUACAAUUUUCAUUUCGUCUUACGCUAUUUAUCAUACAGCGUAUAAUAGAAAGGCGUACUCGAGUUAUCCGCCGACAAACUUCGAAAACAUCUUUGAUCCAGUGAAAUAUUUUUCUCUUCUAAAUUUUUUUUAUAUAGUCUCAAUAAAACUCCAUUUUCAUAGAUAAUUGUUAUUAAUUGUAUAAAUUUAUCAUCACGCGCGCAAAGGAUCGAUAUUUGAAAGUAUUUACAAAUUUGUAGAUUUUUAGGUCGCCGGCACCCACAUGUUGAUUUAUCUGCCGCGGUAGAAUUGCAAAUCGGCAAUUGUAUUACUGAUAGACCCAUAAAUAGACUGUAUUAUUUGCAGUUUGUUCCCAUCCUCGUGACCAUCGUUUAAUCGUAAACAUGAGAGUCCGGUCUGUUUUGUUCUGACAUACGAAUCUCGCACGAGGAUACAGUCUGUCAUAAGAGCGUUGUCUACACAUCUGAUUGUGAAAAAAAAAGAUCAUUUUUUUUUCUAGGAAUGCACGCACGCAAACGGCCACUUAAAGUGCCUCCGAGUACCGUGCGCAUACGCAUGUUUUAAAAUAAUAAUUCUUUUUCGGAUUUACAUGGACGACGCUCAAAGUACAAAUAUCGCGACGCAUCAAUCAUGGAUAAUAAUAUUAAUAACUGAUAUCGUUUGAUUGCACGAAUUCUCUCGUCAGAUGCCACGAUAAUUCUAAUGGCAGAUGGCAGUUAUAUAAAUUGUAUGUUAAACAUUGGCAUUCACGUUAUAAUCUACCGCAAUUUGGUGACAAUCGCAUUUGGUGCGGUAAAUUGUGCGGUUAUUUAUUCAUCACGAAUGUCGUCGGAGAUACGUCGCAUUUCGUAGUUAACUUCUAUGGGAAAGCAUGCUUACACAAUGUCCAUCAUUUACAUCUAAAUAGAUACCGUCAAGCAGAGCGAUCGAUUUUGACGUCUAUAGACUAUCUUGGUUCAAUCGUGUAUAAAAAAACCGAAGUCUGUAUUGAGAUAUUGAUCUUUGCUUCAGGGUUUAAUUUAUGUGUUUUUGCGUAUAGAGGGUAAAUCCAUUAAUAAAUGAGAGAUUAUCAGUCUUGUGUCAAUGCUUAUUUCUGUGAUUGUAUAAAAUAAUAUAAUACAUUAUUACUCUAUAAAUUGAUUUAACAGAAUUUAUUUCCGACGUGUAUAUUUCAUGCGAGUUUUGAUUGGUUUGAACAUUUAUCUAUCAAGCACGGCUAGCGGCCGUCCGUUAUAUGUUACAUAAGAUUAAUUGCAUUUAUACAUUAUUUUAACCAAGAUCGCUAUAAAGCGGCAAAUGUUUACGCGACACAAUAUUUUCACGGUGCAUGAUUAUUUACAGCUAUAAUAUUCGCGGCGUAUACUUGUUUAAAAUAUUAGUUUCGAUCUUGCCUUGGGUCCUCAUCGGUCACGUGAUUAUACGUUCAUUACAAUUAUAACGGUUUUCGUCACGGACCUUGUUCGCAUUCAAUUACACUCCUAGCUCGAGCGUAAAGAAAACGUAAUAAUGCACCUUUUCUUAGUGUUUUCGUUACGGGGAAAAUCAUUUGUAAAGCUUACGGACUUUGCCAUGAGCCACGACUGGGCGACGACUCCUCGCCACCAUCAUCGAUCUCGAUUACGACUUUGAAAUUAAAGCCGGACGAGAUAAUGUCGGGACAAAAGAGAGAGAUAUAAUAUAUAUAUAUAUAUAUCUAGGGUAAAGUGCGCUAAUCGAGCGAUAUCGUUUAACGUCCAUCUUGCUGACAGAAUGACGCGCACAUCCUGUAUUCCUGCCGGGUGCUCUGACUACAUACUUUGACAUGCGCAUGCUGCAUGCACACACGCGUGCAUGAUGACGAACAUCGUUGUAAACAUUAAUAACGAAGAACAUUUAAAAUGUCAACCCGUUCUCUCUCCAACGAUACGAUAUAUAGCUGUUGACGCGGAACGCUGCGAGCUGCGAUAGUGAUUUUCGCAUCUGCAAAAGAAUCUGUCGAUAAUUCUUGUUGUCCCUUUGACAUUCGCUUGCGAUACGCGCAAAGCUUAGAUACAUCGAAAUAUGCAUCAUAAAUUUCGAUAAUCAAUGAUACAGCAAAUACAAAUUUGUUGAGGUUUGAAAUAAAAAAAGAGAAAGAAAGAAGAAGUUUGUGCAUCUCGGAUUAUUAAUUUAUUAUACUUAUUAUUGUAUUUAAAUUGUAUUAUUAAAUCUUCUAUCACACUGAUCAAGAGAAUGAAAAAAUUUUCCUCCUGAAACUCUCUCUCGAAGACGGUCUUAAGAAAAAAUGUUCAAGUACCGUUAU